AUGAAGUUGACUUCGAGGAAACCCUACACGGUCACCAGGCCGACGUAUUCCGAGGACAGCUUUGCGGAAGACCACCAAAAAAUCCCACGCUUGCACAAAACCCCAUCGAGCCACGUUAAAGACUACCUGACAUGCGACGCAAAGAGAGCCAAAAAUGUGGCGCUCUCCCUUCUCCCCAUUGUCGGCUGGAUGAAAGCGUACCGAAUCCGAGAGUGGCUGCCGGGGGAUCUUCUGUCCGGGGUCAGCACGGGCAUGGUGGCAGUCAUGCAAGGACUGGCCUUUUCUUUGCUGGCCUCGCUUCCUCCCAGUUAUGGCCUCUACACCGCUUUCUUCCCCAUGCUCACCUACUUCUUCCUCGGAACGUCCAGGCACAUAUCUGUCGGCUCGUUCCCGGUGCUCAGUUUGAUGGUGGGUGCCGUGGUGACCCGCCUGGUCCCGGAAGACGGACCACCCGCCAACAUCACAGACUUUGAAGGGUUGACGCCGGACCACCAGAGGGUGCUGGUUGCCUCCUCUGUGACUUUUCUCAUGGGGCUCUUCCAGCUGGCCAUGGGGGUUCUCCAGGCCGGCUUUGUGGUGGUGUACCUGUCAGACACGUUGGUGUCCGGGUUCACCACAGCGGCUGCCGUCCACAUCGUGGUGUCCCAGCUCAAGUUCGUGUUGGGCCUGACCGUGCCAGGCAUCAACGGGCCGCUCUCCAUCAUUUAUACCCUGGAGAAGAUCUUUGUCCAGAUCACGUCCAGCAAUGUGUGCGACCUGAUGAUGUCAGUGGUCAUCAUGCUAGUGGUGUUCAUCGUCAAGGAGCUGAAUGAACGUUACAAAGCCAAGCUGCCUGUGCCUAUUCCCAUUGAAGUCAUUAUGACCAUUAUAGCGUGCGGAGUGUCGUACGGCUUCACCUUCGAGACCAGAUAUGGAGUCGACGUUGUGGGCAAAAUGCUAAGUGGGUAUGAGUCUCCGAUUGCCCCCAGCGUGGAAGUCUUCCAGGAGAGCGUCGUGGAGGCUUUUCCCAUCGCCAUCGUGGGCUUUGCGGUGGCCUUUUCCGUGGCCAAAGUUUACGCCAUCAAACAUGAUUACACCAUUGACGGCAACCAGGAGCUGAUUGCGUUCGGCGUGAGCAACAUAUUCGGCGCCAGCUUCCGCUCAUUUGCCGCCAGCACGGCUCUCUCCAGGACGGCCGUGCAGGAGAGCUCGGGAGGCCGAACGCAGAUCGCAGGGCUCAUAUCAGCCAUGAUUGCCAUGAUCGUGACUGUGGCGCUUGGCUUUCUACUGGAGCCACUUCCCAAGUCGGUCCUGGGGGCGUUGGUGCUGGUGAACCUAAAGGGCAUGUUGAUGCAAUUCCGAGACAUCCCCUACCUGUGGCGGAGAGAUAAACAUGAAUGUGUGGUGUGGGUGGGCACGUGUACCAGCUCCAUCCUGCUGGGACUGGAUCUCGGACUGGCAGUCGGCUUGGGGGUGGAGCUUCUCACGGUGGUCUUCAGGACUCAAUUUCCACGCUGCGCCAUCUUGGCAAACAUCCCCGGAACCGACAUCUACAGGGAUCGUAAAGACUACCUACACAUACUUGAACCCAAAGGAGUGAAAAUCUUCCGAAUCCCCGCUCCCAUCUUCUUUGCCAAUAUUGACUUUUUGCGGGACAAGCUUAUAGAGGCCGUUGGCUUUAACCCUCUGAGGGUUCUGCGGAAGAGGACCAAGGCUUUGAAAAAAAUGAGGAAGCAGGAAGAGCCGAUGAAGGAGAAAGCCGGGAAGGAUUUGGAAUUUUGCAAGCCGCCGUGCGCCCCACAGCUUUAUCCGUUGGAUCUCCACAGCCUCAUCCUGGACUUCUCUGCCGUCUCCUUCCUGGAUAUCUCUGCUCUCAAGGGGCUCAAAACAGCUCUCAAAGAGUUCAUACGAGUUGACGUGGCUGUUUACAUAGCGUCAUGUGAUGUGUGCAUACUGGAAAAACUCCAGAGCUGCAUGUUCUUUGACGAUGACCUUCAGACGUCUAUGUUCUUCCCGAGCAUCCAUGACGCCAUGAUGCACGUGCAGGACAAACACAAGUUGGACACUGUAGAAAACUGCUUGCCACUAGAAACCAAAAUGUAGAAGUCCUCAACAUUCAUGGUCAUCCUUUUUAAAAAAAAAGAGAUAUUCUGAAAAAAAUGCACGUCACAAUAAAAUCGGAUCCUCUUCA
Molecule: messenger RNA, 2170 nt
Organism: Syngnathus typhle (broad-nosed pipefish)
Lineage: Eukaryota; Metazoa; Chordata; Actinopteri; Syngnathiformes; Syngnathidae
Product: chloride anion exchanger-like
Exons: 19
Coding region: 1-2082 (693 amino acids)
Biological process (GO): transmembrane transport
Cellular component (GO): membrane
Molecular function (GO): oxalate transmembrane transporter activity; bicarbonate transmembrane transporter activity; secondary active sulfate transmembrane transporter activity
Source: RefSeq, a predicted model, not a curated record